Thelazia callipaeda (thelaziosis nematode) is the source of this 1158-nucleotide messenger RNA. Lineage: Eukaryota; Metazoa; Nematoda; Chromadorea; Rhabditida; Thelaziidae. The record is from the annotation of a GenBank genome assembly.
AUGAUUAGUGAAUUAUCAUCGGAAGAAAGUUCGAAAAAAACAGUCAGCACACCGUCACGUUUAAUUUUCGAUACCAAAAUAAAAGUGCUGACGGAAUAUUUACGCAGUGGAUAUCUAACAACUUUUCCUAUUGCUCACGGGCCACGUGUUAUUGAUUUGCAGUUCAGAAUUUGUUUGCAAGAAUUUCAUGAAACUGAUCCAUUACUACAAAUUAUUUGUCUCACAGAUAUUCGGAAAGAACUUACGGGAUUAAUUUGUAUACGCUUUUUUACGAUAAAAUCUUCAGAAGAUUGGGCAGAAAUUCUGCAUGAAACAAGAACAACACAAUUUACUUCAACAUAUGUAAUAUAUGGCGAUGACCAAUUCUUACAGUCAUUAGCAAAUACGGAAUCAAAUAUUUACAAGGAAACUUUUAUUGGUAUUAAUAUAAUUAUUGGAUACGAAAUAAACAGCUUCUUGGAAUUUAGUGGAUGGAUUAACAGACUUCGAUCAUUAACUGUAGAUGAACAUGUGCGUUCUCAAGAUCUUGCUUUGUGCCAUCAAGAUUUUGAGAUAAAAACUACGACAAAAUAUUCCGUUAUGUAUUCCAAGUGGAUACUGUAUAUGGGCACUAAAUACUUCCAUCAGUUGAUCGAUGACAAUCCUAAAAUUAUGGAAGUAAGACUGGAUUAUUCACAUGAAACAGUUGCGAAUGCUCUUUGUUUAUCGCUUCAUAAUAAGUAUAACUGUAAGAUGUGUGAGGAUAUUCAUGAAAUGUGCAAUGUGAUUGAACUGGUUUAUCUCUUUAAACCGAUCAACAUGGAUAUAGCUAUGGAAAGCAUUGCUAAUCACCUUUUACGUGUUAUUUAUGAGAGAUGGGCAGAAUUGCCGUUAGAUUACCUUGUGAAAAUAUUAGUAUUACCAAAGAUUUCGGGACUAAAAGAGCUGAAAAUUGCAGUGAGAUCUGUUAUUGUGCAACUUCACGAAGAUCAAUUUUAUUACCAAUACAACGAACGGUCAACCGGAACUCGUUCAGUUCUGUACGGACGAUUAAUUUCCAAAGGAGAUUUGAAUGAAACAUGCAAACCUGUACGCAGUGAACUUGAAAAGUUUGCAGAAAUGAAGCGGAAACUGAAUAUCGCGCAAAAAACUGUAGAAUACAUUGAAAAAGCAAUUUAA